UUGAGUUUGGAGCAUUCUGGGCGAGCAAUGGCCGGCAAACAGAUCGGCGGCGAGGGUUUAUCGGCGAACAUCGCCGGAAUGUCGAAGAGUCAGCUCUACGAUAUCAUGUCUCAGAUGAAGAAUCUGAUCGAACAGAACCAGCAGCAAGCCAGGCAGAUCCUUAUCCAGAACCCGAUGUUAACCAAAGCUCUUUUUCAGGCACAAAUUAUGCUUGGAAUGGUGCAAUCACCUCAAGCGGUUCCUAAAGUUCAGCCAGUGGUGUCGCAGAACACUCAGCAGUCAGUGCAGCCAACACCACAACCAAACGUUCAGCCUGCUCCAUUAUUGCCUGGACAAGCUGGUGCGCAGGAUCAAGCUGGUGUAUCUCAAACCCAAAUUCCUCUGAGGAAGCACCAACCUUCAGUGCCAGUUUCAUCUGCUGCCGUUCCUGCAAUGAGUCAUCAAUCUCAGCCCAUGGCUGCACAUUCCUUGCAGAUGCCACAACAGCCUAAAGGACAUUUGACUCCACAAAUGGCUCCAGUGUCUCUUCCGCAGUCAUCACAACUUCCAAACGUACCUCCACCUUCUCUCCAUUCAUCUUCACAGUCACUUCAUCCAACUCAAAUGCCAACUGCUUCCAGUCAGUUGCAGCAACCAUUGCAGGCACCUGGAUUUCCACAUAUGCCUCUGCAACCACCACUACCACCACAGCUCAGACCACCUUCAGUGCCAAACUUCCAUCCCCAGUAUCCCCCACAAAUGGGUGCCAAUUUAGGUUUUCAACAUGCUGGUGCUUCUCACAAUCUUCCACAAUCCAUGUUUCAUUCAGGUACAAAACCUCCAAGUGUUGGAUCCCCAUUCCCACAGGGACAGACACCACUUCCAAGUCAACAAUCAUCUCAGUCUACUUAUCAGGUUGGGAAUAUGGCUAUCGGGCCUGAUUUUGGCAAUCAAGCCGGAAAUGCAAUGCAAGUUGAUAGAGGGUCUUCUUGGAUGUCUGGUCCCUCAGAGAACCUAACCCAGCUUUCUGGUCCUCCAGGACCAUCAUCUGUAGGCGCUGCCAAUCAACCUCUUCGGCCUCCUGCGUUGACACCAGAGAUGGAGAAGGCAUUGCUUCAGCAGGUCAUGAGUCUCACACCGGAGCAGAUAAAUCUCCUGCCUCCAGAGCAAAGAAAUCAAGUGCUGCAGCUGCAACAGAUGUUGCGUCAAUGAUGCUAUACGUAUAAACACGCUAUGAAAGUCAGGCAAUCUUAAUCCUUCCAAUUCGGCAGAGAUUAGUUCAACCAGGUUGACUGCGAUGAAGUUUUGUUGUAGAAGCUGAUGCAAAAUUCAUGUGUAACAAAUUAUAGACCACAAUAUCAUUUAUUCUGGAAUUUGGCACCAUUUAAAUCACAGGCCUUUCAACUUGCCUGCUUUACAUACCCCCUAUCGAAAAGAAUUAAUGAACCUGGUGGUUACUUGGAAUCGAGGGCUGGGUGGAUGCUGUUUGCAAAACGCUGUACCCUCUUUC
Gastrolobium bilobum is the source of this 1489-nucleotide messenger RNA. Its product is annotated as cleavage stimulating factor 64. Gene Ontology annotation, biological process: mRNA 3'-end processing. Lineage: Eukaryota; Viridiplantae; Streptophyta; Magnoliopsida; Fabales; Fabaceae. The transcript has 7 exons. The record is from RefSeq and is a predicted model, not a curated record. Bases 28 to 1191 code for a protein of 387 amino acids.